CUGGAGUCCUCCUGAUCCUUGGCUCUCCCCAGCCCUGCCCGCCAAGUUCACAAAGAGCCUGAGGAAGGAAGAGGCCACGGAAGGGGCCACGGCCACGCUGCGCUGUGAGCUGAGCAAGGCGGUCCCCGUGGAGUGGAAGAAGGGGUCUGAGACCCUCAGAGCCGGGGACAGAGUGAGCCUGAGACAGGAUGGGACGGUGUGUGAGCUGGAGAUCCGUGACCUGGCCAUGGCAGAUGCCGGGGAGUACUCGUGUGUGUGCGGGCAGGAGAGAACGUCAGCCGCGGUGACCGUCAGGGCCAUGCCCGCCAAGUUCACAAAGAGCCUGAGAAAGGAAGAGGCCAUGGAAGGGGCCACGGCAAAGCUACACUGCGAGUUAAGCAAGGCAUCCCCUGUGGAGUGGAAGAAGGGGUCCGCGACCCUCAGAGUUGGAGACAGAGUCAGCCUGAGGCAGGACGGAAACAUGUGUGAGCUGGAGAUCCGUGGGGUGGCCAUGGAGGAUGCCGGGGAGUACUCGUGUGUGUGCGGGCAGGAGAGGACAUCGGCCAUGCUGACUGUCAGGGGUAAAGAUCAUGUGUGGCCACGUGGGCCAGUGUAUUGGUGACUGCAUGUUGUCCAU
This is a messenger RNA of Herpailurus yagouaroundi (jaguarundi), 616 nucleotides long. Its product is annotated as obscurin-like. NCBI's taxonomy places the organism in Eukaryota, Metazoa, Chordata, Mammalia, Carnivora, Felidae. The coding region runs from base 227 to 601 and encodes 124 amino acids. The record is from RefSeq and is a predicted model, not a curated record. The transcript is spliced from 2 exons.